AUGAUUAUCUUUCGUCUUUCCCUCUUCUAUGCAGCUUUUGCAGCCGCACUACCUGCUCCGGGUCGUAUUGGAGAGAAUAUGUCUCAACCCUUCAGUCAGGCAGAAGUGACACCCUGGAAUGCAGGUGCUGUUACUGAAUUUGCUAUCCACUCGAGUUGUAACGCAACCCAGCGACGACAGAUUAAUCUGGGCUUGAAUGAGGCGGUCUCUCUGGCUAUGCAUGCCAAAUCACACAUUCUGCGAUGGGGCAAUAAUAGUGACAUUUACCGGAAGUACUUUGGCAACAGUCCUUCUAUGAACGCAAUUGGUGCCUUUGACAUCGUGGUCAACGGCGAUAAGAAAGAUGUUCUGUUUCGCUGUGAUAACCCCGACGGAAACUGCGAUCUCCAAGGAUAUGCAGGACACUGGCGCGGUAAAAAUGCGACGGAUGAGACCGUCAUCUGCGACCUGAGUUACGAGACUCGUCGAUCUCUUUCCACCAUGUGUGCUUUAGGAUACACCGUUUCUGGCUCCGAGACUAAUACAUUCUGGGCGUCUGAUCUCCUGCAUCGUCUGUACCAUGUUCCGGCUGUAGGGCAAGACUGGAUCGGACAUUUUGCGGACGGAUAUGAGGAGGUAGUCGACCUAGCGACUACGAAUGCCACUUUGUCAACACAUGACUCGGAGACACUUCAGUACUUUGCGCUGGAAGCUUAUGCGUAUGACAUCGCUGUUCCAGGUACAGGAUGUCCAGGCAACCAGCAAAAGCAUCAUGGCAGCGACUUGGCCGAGCCCGAUGCCAGUGCAAAUCAGACAUCGAGCACAUCGACUGCUUCUGAAUUGUCUUCGACGACGUCUGAUGCACCUGCUCACUGCCAUACACAUGCCGGGGGAGAGCUCCACUGUACUUGA
This is a messenger RNA of Penicillium atrosanguineum, 891 nucleotides long. It is a transcript of the gene aspf2, whose product is annotated as major allergen Asp F2. Gene Ontology annotation, molecular function: integrin binding; metallopeptidase activity; zinc ion binding. The transcript has 3 exons. The record is from RefSeq and is a predicted model, not a curated record. Gene Ontology annotation, cellular component: fungal-type cell wall; cell surface; extracellular region. NCBI's taxonomy places the organism in Eukaryota, Fungi, Ascomycota, Eurotiomycetes, Eurotiales, Aspergillaceae. The coding region runs from base 1 to 891 and encodes 296 amino acids.